Polypterus senegalus (gray bichir) is the source of this 2962-nucleotide messenger RNA. Its product is annotated as transcobalamin-1-like. The coding region runs from base 581 to 1390 and encodes 269 amino acids. The record is from RefSeq and is a predicted model, not a curated record. Gene Ontology annotation, molecular function: cobalamin binding. The transcript is spliced from 9 exons. Gene Ontology annotation, biological process: cobalamin transport. Lineage: Eukaryota; Metazoa; Chordata; Cladistia; Polypteriformes; Polypteridae.
UUCCUGGAUCAACAUCCUUUAAAAAGGGACGCAAAAGAGAAGCACAAACUAAAAAGUCAAAAACAGACAUCUAACUGGGAGCCAGCAGCUGUAAGGAUGAUGCUUUCUUCAAGUGUCUUUAUCCUCCUCUUGUUUUUCCUCUGCCCAGGCCAGCCUGCACCCCAGUGUGCUGUGCCCAAAUCACAAAAAGAUCUUGUCACCCAUCUGCUCAGCCUGAUGGUCCAAGCUGAGAAAGGUUUGAAUUCCAAUCCCAGCCUUCUCCUGGGCCUGAGACUGGCACAGCAGCACAACCUGCCAGUGGAGCAAAGCGCACUAACCAAACUACAGCAGGAUGCGGUCAGCAAGGUCAGAGGAGGUCUGCCAUUCUCCUCUGGCAAUGUGGCAUUAUACUGCAUGGCAAUGCAGGCCAGCUGUCACAAUCCCUCUGACAUCCCGGCUUCUGACCUUCCUGGUGGUAAACUGAAUCUGGUGAACGUGCUGGAAGAGAAGCUGGUGGAGGAGAUUUUUAAUAUUGAAAAAGUUGGCUCGCCAGUCACCAACUACUAUCAGGUCAGUCUGGACGUGCUGGCCUUUGUGUCUAAUGGGUAAACCCAUGACUGCCCUCACCGCACAAGUCCUGAUUGACGCAGCAAAAACCGACAAGUUCAACCUGAGCGGGACCUUCUCCGUGGACACCGGCUCGGUUGCUGUCCUGGCUUUGACCUGUUUGAAGCAAUUCAAGACCAUCCAGGCCUUUCCUACUUUGCAAUCCAGGAUUGAAUCCACCAUAAGAAAGCUGAUCGCAAAGAUUCAACAGCAUAAGCAGGAGAAUGGAAUCAUCGGGAACUUGUACAGCACUGGUUUGGCAGCACAGGCACUGAUUGUGAAUCAGGUGAAUUUCAACUGCAACAAAACCAUCAAGACUAUCCUGGCCCAAGUUUCCUCUGGAGCUUUCGAUAAUCCGAUGACCGCCUCCCAAAUUGUUCCAUUCCUCGGUGGCUACACCUAUUUGAACGUGAGCAGCCUGAAAUGUACAGCUGACCAGAAUAAUCUGCCACUGCCAGCGCCCACCCACACCAGCCCACCAUCAUCCUCAAGCAUUAGUGUCCAAUUCACUGUGGCGAACCCUUUCCGUAAUUCCAGCAAUUCCAUUGAUGUGUCAGUACUGGAUGGCUCCACUUUGCUGACGGUAAUGGAGAGGGCAGCUCAGCUUGAUCCACAACAUUUCAGCUUCACUACUCAAUCAUCCGUGUAUGGACCCUUUGUGACCAGCAUUCAGGGCGUUGCAGGGAGUUCCACUGACCACACCUACUGGCAAUUUCUCAGUGGAACAACUAGCUUGUCCCAAGGUAUUGGAGACUACAAGCCCAAGAAUGGAGAGCACCUUGUGGCCCUUUUUUCGACAUAUUAGCUGACAAGCAAGAGGAAACUCAAACUGUCUUCUCAGUUGCUGCCCUGAUCUGUCGCUGAACACGUCUCGCUUAAUGACUGAAGUGCUGUUUUGAGUUUGAAAUGUCUGUCGUAGUUUUCUUAUCUUGAAAGUUCUCACUUUUGCUUUUCUCACCACACCAUUGCACCAUCUUUGGAUCUAAAAAUAAGUGCUGCCAAUUAAUUUCCUGCAGGGCUUUUUCCUUGCGGCAAAGUUGUCACUGAUAUAAUGGGUACACGAUGCCUGUGCUGGGUGUAGCUAAACCCAUGAACCAAAAAUGAGGUGCCAGGCAUUCUUUGGAAAAAGCGGAAUACAUGACUUCUACACCCUGCAUAAGUUAGCCAAAAAAAAAAUAUUACUGUUUUGACAUUUAAAAAUGAAAAUGAAAAUAAAUAAAUAAAUAAUUGCAUCUGUGAUAUGAGAGCAGAACUGGCACACCUGCUCCUGGGAAUCUGCUGAGCUGUAUUUGGAGUAUGAUGGAGUGCAGCAGGAUGAACAUUUGGAUUUGGAGCAACUGUAGCCAGGCUCAUGUGUGUGUGUGUGUUGUAUGCUCUACAGGCAAACAGGACUUAAGUUUAUAUCCAAAAUUCAUAUCCAUUUUUAUCAAGCGUCUCAGAAUUACUCCUAGGAAUGGUAUCCUAUCUGACUAGAAUAAGAAUUUUUCUUACCGCAGAGUAGGAUGCGAAAAGUGGUAAAGUGGCCUACAUCCGCUCGGAGGCCAUGUCUGAUUUUAUGGCUGACUGAAGCAGCAAAAUGGCACUCGUAAAGGCAUUUUUUCAAUAGACUUUAGUUGCGGACCUCCAGAGAUCCAAUCCAACUUACAGCAUUCGAGGUACGAUUGAUUACAUUUAUUGGUGGAGGUCAGUGGUGGGAUUUGAACCCACAACCUGCUUGUUAUGAGGUCCAAAGGCUCAAGCACUGCACCACACUGUAUAUACUUCUCAGUAUACAGCUGGAGGGAGGGCUCGACAGUAGUGACAUGAUGGUGGACCAGCACUUUGGGAUACCACCUAUAGAAUACAAGGAGUUGACACUACAUCAUUACAAAAAUGUAUAAAAUCCCAACAGAAAUGACAAAAAAAAAAAUAUAUAUGAAAAGUAUUCAUUCAAAAAGAACAAUAAAACUACAGAUAAAAAACCUGGCUGAAAUACAGAAAUCGCAAGGUGCCUUUUAUGGUUUCUGCUCUGCCUCAGGUUUUGUUUAUUCAUUUCAUUGUUUAAUCAUGACGUUUUCAAAUUUGUUCAUUCUGUUUUUUCAUUUGGUUUUGUGCAGGUAAAAUUGUUAUGUGUGCAUUAAUGUUCUCUGAUGUUCCUUGUACAUUGUGGGCGGAACCUCCCAAGAGGCGGGGCUACCUUUACCUCAGAGCUCAUGGACCGCCCUUAGCCUAUAAAUUUAGGCAGGGAAGCAAGUCAUUAAUACUCUGACUUUCUUUGAGUGAACUUUCUUCUGCUUCACUUUCUGAUUGCAUUAUUGGAACUUAUUUUUCUUUUUGGGUUACUUUUUGCCUUUUUGUUAUUUUGGUAACUUGCUAAUAAAUUCUUGCUCAAGCAAAA